Messenger RNA from Rhodamnia argentea, 5428 nucleotides. RefSeq lists its product as uncharacterized. The record is from RefSeq and is a predicted model, not a curated record. Gene Ontology annotation, molecular function: protein kinase activity; ATP binding. Gene Ontology annotation, biological process: protein phosphorylation; recognition of pollen. Lineage: Eukaryota; Viridiplantae; Streptophyta; Magnoliopsida; Myrtales; Myrtaceae.
UUUGUUGACUUGGGACUCUGCAGGUGUUUGGAUCCGUCGGUCAUCACUUUCCAUGGAAUUGUCGCCAGAAGAAGACCCUCUUUGUUUCUUUGGCAAUACCCGACUAUGAAGCUGAUCCUCGUCCUCCUGUCCUUGUGGAUGUUCUCGUGCCGCUGCAUUCGAUUCUCUGUUGUUCUUGCUGCUGCCACGAGCACAGUUUCAACGGGGCAGAGCCUCACGAGCUCAGACACUCUAGUAUCUUCUGGUGGGAUAUUCGAGCUGGGUUUCGUUUCCCCAGGGAAUUCUUCUUACAGAUACCUCGGAAUAUGGUACAAGAAGAUUGAGGUAAGGACCAUUGUCUGGGUGGGUAACAGAGACCUGCCUCUCACCACCUCCUCUCCUGCUCUCGCCGUGGACGGAGCCAAUCUUGUGAUCCUGGAUGGCAGAAUAACCUACAAGUUGAGCAAUAAUUCCGUCGGCGGCAACGCCAGCGCCACGCUGUUGGAUUCGGGGAAUUUUGUAUUGAGGGAGGAUAGCUCGGAAGCGAUCCUGUGGCAGAGUUUUGAUGAGCCUUCGGAUACUUUUCUGCCUGGAAUGAAGCUUGGAUACAGCAGAAAGACUGGAAAGGUAUGGGCGCUGACUUCGUGGAAGAACGCCACGGACCCCAGCCCUGGGGAUUCCUCCCUGAGGAUAGAUUCCGAAAGCCCAGAUGAGUUUGUUAUCCUGAAAGGUAGCCAGAAAUAUUGGACUAGCGGGCCUUGGGAUAGAGAUUCCCAAACAUUCUCUCUUGUUCCUGAGAUGAGAUUAAACUACAUUUUCAAUUACAGCUUCAUUAGCAAUCCAGAUGAGAGUUAUUUCACAUAUUCGCUUUAUGGUUCGUCCGCUGAUAUAACCUCAAGAUUAGUUAUGGAACUGUCUGGACAGAUUCAACAAAUGACCUGGCUGGAGUCUUCAAAGGCAUGGAAUCUGUUUUGGAGUCAACCACGGGACGGAUGUGAUGUCUUCAAGUUCUGUGGAUCGUUCAGCAGAUGCAGUGAAAGUACUGAUGAUUCUUGCGAAUGCUUGGUUGGGUUUAGGCCCUCCGAUCCGGACAAGUGGCCACAGUAUGAUACAUCUGCAGGGUGCGUGAGGAGAAUACCGCUGCAGUGUGAGCAAAUGGGAUAUGGGAAUGGUGAUAAGGACGUUUUCCUCAAGAUGGACCAUGUGACAUUUCCGCUGAAUUACAAAACCUUGGAAAAAAUAUCCAAUGAAGCAUGUAUAUUGGCCUGCUCAGGUGAUUGUUCUUGCACUGCAUAUGCUUAUAUUGCCGGUGGCAGUGGCAGGUGUUUACUGUGGCACGGAGACCUCUUAAAUCUGAAGCAGGUCUAUGACGGUGAUUUCAGAAGUGAAACAGUAUACAUCAAAGUUGCCGCUUACGAGCUCCAAAACAAGACGCGCCAAAGCUCCACCCCAGGGACGCUAAAGGUAACCCUGGCUUCUGUAGUUCCUCUCACUGCUCUCGCCCUAACCACCUACAUCUGUUGCCGAUGGAAAAUGAAACAGAAGGGUAAAAUGGGACCGACUCAGGACAUUUUACUGUUUGAUGUAGAGAUGAGCAUUGCUGCUAGUGCGGGUGAAACUUCUCGAAAGGGAAUUGGAAAUGAAAAUCAUAAGAAGGAUGUUUGGUUGCCUUUGUUUAGCUUUUUGAGUGUAACUGCUGCGACAGAAAACUUCUCAAAUUCGAACAAGCUAGGAGAAGGAGGUUUUGGACCAGUUUACAAGGGUAAAUUACUGAACGGCAAACAUGUAGCAGUGAAGAGGCUCUCCAAGAAGUCUGCCCAAGGGAUGUUAGAGUUGAAAAACGAAACAAUGCUUAUAGCCAAGCUACAACACAAGAACCUUGUUAGACUCCUGGGCUGCUGCUUAGAGCGAGAUGAAAAGAUUCUAAUCUACGAAUAUAUGCCCAACAAAAGCUUAGAUUCCUUCCUCUUCGAUCAAACAAAAGGACAUCUCCUAAAUUGGGAAGUGCGUGCACACAUUGUUGAAGGAAUCGCUCAAGGGCUUAUUUAUCUUCAUGAGCACUCCAGAUUGCGCAUUGUCCACAGAGACCUCAAGGCUAGCAAUAUUCUGUUGGAUAGUGAUAUGAACCCCAAGAUAUCUGAUUUUGGCCUAGCAAAGAUGUUCGGGGGAAAUGAAUCUGUGGCAAACACAAAUCGAAUUGUGGGAACAUAUGGCUAUAUGUCUCCGGAGUAUGCCUUGGAGGGAGUCGUCUCCACAAAGUCGGAUGUGUUCAGCUUUGGAGUGCUGCUUCUGGAGAUAAUAAGCGGCAAAAAGAAUACUGGCUUUUAUCAGACCGAUUCGAUGAAUCUUCUUGGAUAUGCUUGGCAGCUGUGGCAAGAAGACAGAACUCUCUGCUUGGUGGAUUCGGUGUUAGACCACCAUGAAUCAGAUACUAUGCUUAUGAGACAUAUUAAUGUGGCUCUUCUGUGUGUUCAAGAGAUUGCAGCUGAUAGGCCAACUAUGUCAGAAGUAUUGACGAUGCUCACGAAUGAGCUUUUGAUUCUACCUUCUCCAAAGCAGCCAGCUUUCUCAUAUAUAAGGACUCAGAAUAUCCCAGAACCUCCUCUUUACAGACCUGAUCUGGAUUCAGUAAAUGAUGUUACGGUCUCUCUAAUGGAAGCUCGAUACAGUUCAAUGGAUUCACCAUGCAACAUGAAUUUGUGGACCAUGAAACUGACCCUUGUGUCCUUGUUGUUGAUGUUCUCGUGCCAUUGCAUUCGAUUCUCUGCUGUUCUUGCUGCUGCAAGGAGCACAAUUUCAACGGGACAGAGCCUCCCGAGCUCAGACACUCUCGUAUCUUCUGGUGGGGUAUUUGAGUUGGGUUUCUUUUCCCCAGGGAAUUCUUAUACAUACCUCGCAAUAUGGUACAAGAAGAUUGAGGUAAGAACCACUGUCUGGGUGGGUAACAGAGAUCUGCCUCUGACCACCUCGUCUCCUGCUCUCGCCGUAGACGGAGCCAAUCUUGUGAUCCUGGAUGGCAGAAUAACCUACAAGUUGAGCGAUAAUUCCGUCAGUGGCAACGCUAGCGCCACGCUGUUGGAUUCGGGGAAUCUUGUAUUGAGGGAGGAGAGCUCGGAAACGAUUCUGUGGCAGAGUUUCGAUGAUCCUUCGGAUACUUUUCUGCCUGGAAUGAAGCUUGGAUACAGCAGGAAGACUGGAAAGGUAUGGGCGCUGACUUCGUGGAAGAACGCCCUGGACCCUAGCCCUGGGGAUUUCUCCCUGAGGAUGGAUUCCGAAACCCAGGAUGAAUUUGUUAUCCUGAAAGGUAGCGAGAAAUAUUGGACUAGUGGGUCUUGGGAUAGAGAUUCACUAAAAUUCUCUCUUGUUCCUGAGAUGAGAUUAAACUACAUAUUCAAUUUCAGCCUCAUUAGCAAUCCAGAUGAGAGUUAUUUCACAUAUUCGCUUUAUGGUUCGUUUGCUAAUAUAAGCACAAGAUUAGUUAUGGAACUGUCUGGACAGAUUGGACAAAUGACCUGGCUAGAGGCUGCAAAGGCAUGGAAUCUGUUUUGGAGUCAACCAUGGGACGAAUGUGAUGUCUUCAAGUUCUGUGGUUCAUUCAGCAAAUGCAACAACAGAACAAGUCCUCCUUGUGACUGCUUGGAUGGAUUUAGGCCCUCAGAUGCGGAGAAGUGGCAAGAGCAUGAUACAUCUGCAGGUUGUGCGAGGAGAAUACCAUUGCAGUGUGAAGAAAUGGGAUAUGGAAAUGGUGAUAAGGACGGGUUCCUCAAGAUGGACCAUGUGACAUUUCCGCUCUAUUACAAUACCUUGGACGGAAUAUCCACUGAAGCAUGUAAAUCAGCCUGCUCAGGUGAUUGUUCUUGCACUGCAUAUGCUUAUAGUGGCAGUGGCAGUGGCAGGUGUUUGCUGUGGCACGGAGACCUCUUAAAUCUAAAGCAGCUCUCUGAAGAUGAUCCUACCAGUAAAACAAUAAACGUCAAACUUUCUGCUUAUGAGCUCCAAAACUCCCAAGGGAUUAACAAAACACUAAAGAUAGCCCUAGCUUCUGUUGUUCCUCUUGUUGCCCUAGUCCUAAGCACCUACAUCUGUUGCCGUUGGAAAAAGAAACAGAAGGGUAAAAUGGGACCGACUUGGGACAUUUUACUGUUCGAUGUGGACAUGAGUAUUGCUGCUAGUGCGGAUGAAAUUUCUCAAGAAGGAAUUGGAAAUGAAAAGCAUAUGAAGGAUGCUUCAUUGCCUUUGUUUAGCUUUUCAAGUGUGACUGCUGCGACAGAAAACUUCUCGAAUUCGAACAAGCUAGGAGAAGGAGGUUUUGGACCAGUUUACAAGGGUAAAUUACUGAACGGCAAACAUGUAGCAGUGAAGAGGCUCUCCAAGAAGUCUGCUCAAGGGAUUUUAGAGUUGAGAAAUGAAACAAUGCUUAUAGCCAAGCUACAACACAAGAACCUUGUUAGACUCCUGGGCUGCUGCUUAGAGCGAGAUGAAAAGAUUCUAAUCUACGAAUAUCUUCCCAACAAAAGCUUAGAUUCCUUCCUCUUCGAUCAAACAAAAGGACAUCUCCUAAAUUGGGAAACGCGUGCACACAUUGUUGAAGGAAUUGCUCAAGGGCUUAUUUAUCUUCAUGAACACUCAAGAUUGCGCAUUAUCCACAGAGACCUCAAGGCUAGCAACAUUCUGUUGGAUAGUGAUAUGAACCCCAAGAUAUCUGAUUUCGGCUUAGCAAAGAUGUGGGGAAAUGAAUCCGUGGCAAACACAAAUCGAAUUGUGGGAACAUAUGGCUAUAUGUCUCCGGAAUAUGCCUUGGAUGGAGUCGUCUCCAUAAAGUCGGAUGUGUUUAGCUUUGGAGUGCUGCUUCUGGAGAUAAUUAGCGGUAAAAAGAAUACUGGCUUUUAUCAGACUGAUUCGAUGAAUCUUCUUGGAUAUGCUUGGCAACUGUGGCAAGAAGACAGAGCUCUUUGCUUGGUGGAUUCAGUGUUAGACCACCACGAAUCGGAUACUAUGCUUAUGAGACAUAUUAAUGUGGCUCUUCUGUGUGUUCAAGAGAUUGCAGCCGAUAGGCCUACUAUGUCAGAAGUAUUGACGAUGCUCACGAAUGAGCUUUUGAUUCUACCUUCUCCAAAGCAGCCAGCUUUCUCAUAUAUAAGGACAAAGAAAAUCCCAGAACCUCCUCUUCACAGACCUGAUCUCAAUUCAGUAAAUGAUGUUACGGUCUCUUUAAUGGAAGCUCGAUAGCUUUUCAGACAUGAGAUUCAUCUUGUUUCAUGUGAUUCUACGCCUAAGGGCUACGUUUGUGAUUUGUAAGUGCAAAAGAAAAAUGAUUUGAGCUUUAUUGUAUAAUUGAAUUAUGGUGGAAUUUGUCUUCAUCAAGAAACAGGAAGUUCAAUACGAGCUCAGUUAAGUUACGGUUGAUUAUGAUCGUUAUUAAAAUAAUAGAGCUGGAGCUUUCUAUUGU